This is a messenger RNA of Drosophila elegans, 2088 nucleotides long. It is a transcript of the gene shop, whose product is annotated as sulfite oxidase, mitochondrial. The transcript is spliced from 2 exons. Gene Ontology annotation, cellular component: mitochondrion. Lineage: Eukaryota; Metazoa; Arthropoda; Insecta; Diptera; Drosophilidae. Gene Ontology annotation, molecular function: molybdenum ion binding; oxidoreductase activity. The record is from RefSeq and is a predicted model, not a curated record. The coding region runs from base 300 to 2039 and encodes 579 amino acids.
UCUGUUCUGUUCGGUUGUCAACAAGCGGGUGGUAAACAGUCGAAUUAGCGCUUUCUAAGAUUGCUUAUCAAUUAAACGAACGCCGAUUUGGGGGGCAGAGGGUGCCGGGGCCAAUGUCGCCACUGGACAAAUACAAGACACAUCAACAUCACUAAGGGGGCCACAUAAAUCAACCGAAAAUCAGAUUCGCCGGAGCAGCAAGAAGCAGAGAGCACAGCUAAGAAGCUUGAGAUUGGAUUGGAUUGGAUUUGGAUCUAUUUCGAAACGAGUGCUUUGCCGGAGUUCUCGGUUACAUAAUCAUGCGCUUGCUGAGGCGCAGCUGGGCGGGAUUGCUCCACCAGAGGCAUCGUCUGCUCACAACCAUCAAUGCGCGGCGGAGCAAUGGGGAAGGGGAAAGGGAGAAGGAAAAGGAGGAGCAGCAGCGACAAAAGUGGACCCAUAUGGGCAGCAGAACCGAGCAAAUGCUGUAUGCCGCCUUUUGGGCAGGUGGUCUGACUUUGGGCUACCACUGGCUGAGCCAUCGGAGCAACAUCACCCAAGUGCUGCUCCAGGAGCAGAAAGGGGAGCAGAAGGAGGAGCAACAGGAGGCAGUGGCUCGACUCUGGCAUGUCACUCUCCGCCCGGAACUGCCCACCUACAAGGUUGACCAAGUGGAGCAGCACAAUUGCCGGGAGAAUGGCAUUUGGGUGACCUACGGCCUGGGCGUCUACGAUGUUACGGACUUUGCCGACAAUCAUCCGGGUGGCGACAAGAUCCUCAUGGCCGCCGGCAGUGCCAUCGAUCCGUUUUGGGCCAUCUACCAGCAGCACAACACGCUGGAGGUGCUCGAACUUCUCGAGGGCUUUCGCAUUGGCAAUCUGGAGGGUCCACUGGUGGCCAGUGUGGACGAUGAGCUGGGCUCACCAUGGGCCCAGGAGCCGCCACGCCAUGCCCUGCUCAAGCCCGCCUCCAAGAGGCCCUUCAACGCGGAGCCACCAAUUGGCCUCCUCGCCGAGCACUUCUACACGCCCAACGAGCUGUUCUAUGUGCGCAACCACCUGCCGGUGCCGGUGAUUUCGACCGAGGACUACGAACUGGAGAUCGAGGGUGGCGGAAAGGAGCAGACUCUAAGUCUGGAGAGGAUCAAGGCCCUGCCCAAGCACUCGGUGACGGCGGCCAUCAUGUGCGGUGGCAAUCGUCGCUCCGAGAUGACCAAAGUCAAGGCCGUAAAGGGACUUUCUUGGGGCGCUGGAGCCGUGGGCAAUGCCAAGUGGUCGGGCGCCCGACUCUGCGAUCUUCUGCGGCAGCAGGGUGUCCAGCCGGACGAGGCCAAGCAUGUGAUCUUCGAGGGCGCCGAUCUGGAUCCCACGUCGCAUCCGUACGGGGCAUCCAUACCGCUGGCCAAGGCACUGGAUCCACGCGGCGACGUGAUCCUGGCCUACGAGAUGAACGACGAGCCGCUGAGUCGGGACCACGGCUAUCCCAUUCGGGUGAUUGUGCCCGGCACCGUGGGCGCCCGCAAUGUCAAGUGGCUGACGAGGAUCGUGGUGGCGGACCGGGAAUCGGACUCGCACUGGCAGCAGAACGACUACAAGGGCUUCAGUCCCAGCACGGACUGGGACACGGUGGACUUUGGCAAGUCGGAGGCCAUCCAGGCCAUGCCGGUCACCUCGGCCAUCUGCACGCCACAGCCGGGAUCGCGGGUGAAGGUGGAGGAGGACGAGGCCAAGGGCGAGGGACACAUCACGGUGCGGGGAUACGCGUGGAGCGGCGGCGGUCGGAAGAUAGUGCGCGUGGACCUAACCAACGACGAGGGACUGAGCUGGCACGUGGCCGAGCUGGAGCAGGAGGACAGUCCGGAUGGCAGGCACUACGGCUGGUCGCUGUGGACAGCCCGCCUGCCCGUUUCGCAGGCCCAGAGGCGCGCCGGAGAUGUGGAGAUCUGGGCCAAGGCCGUCGACUCGGCGUACAAUGUGCAGCCGGAGAAGUUCGAGCACAUAUGGAAUCUGCGCGGUGUCUUGGCCAAUGCCUAUCACAAAGUCAAAGUGAAGAUUGUUUAGGCUCAACGAGGAGCCCCGAAGAUCAAACAAAUAAAGAAAAGACAACCUA